AUGACAACAGGCGGCGGUACAGCAGGAGCUCCAAGCUAUCCAAUGGCUUCAUUAUAUGUUGGUGAUCUUCACCCGGAUGUAACAGAAGCUAUGUUAUUUGACAAAUUCGCAAGUGCUGGUCCAGUUCUAUCAAUUCGUGUUUGUCGUGAUAUGAUUACACGACGAUCACUUGGCUAUGCUUACGUUAAUUUUCAACAACCAGCUGAUGCUGAACGAGCACUUGAUACAAUGAAUUUUGAUUUACUUCGUGGUCGUCCAUUACGUAUUAUGUGGUCUCAACGUGAUCCAGCUUUACGUAAAUCAGGUGUUGGAAAUGUAUUCAUUAAAAAUUUGGACAAAAAUAUCGAUAACAAAUCACUUUAUGAUACAUUUUCGGCUUUUGGUAAUAUUUUAUCAUGCAAAAUUAUGACAGAUGAAAAUGGUCAAUCGAAAGGUUUUGGUUUCGUUCAUUUUGAAACUCAAGAAGCAGCUGAUAAUGCUAUUAAUAAAGUUAAUGGUAUGUUAUUAGCUGACAAAAAAGUCUAUGUCGGCCGUUUCAUGUCUCGUAACCAACGUGCUGAUUUUGGUGGACCACGUAAAUUCACUAAUAUAUUUAUCAAAAAUUUUGGCGAUACAUUAGAUGAAGAAAAAUUACGUGAAAUUUUUGGAAAACAUGGAAAAAUUUUAAGCUUUAAGAUUGAAAAUGAUGAAAAUGGCCAAUCAAAAGGUUUUGGUUUUUGCAGUUAUGAAAAUCCAGAAGAAGCAGAAGAUGCUGUUACAAAUUUAAAUGGAUUUACAGUAGGCGAUAAACAACUUUAUGUUGGUCGAUUUCAAAAGAAAAAUGAACGAUUAGGUGAAAUUAAACGUAAAAAAGAUGCACAACGUCAAGAACGUAUGAAUAAAUAUCAAGGUGUCAAUUUAUAUAUUAAAAAUUUGGAUGAUACUAUUGAUGAUGAACGAUUAAGAAAAGAAUUUUCAAAAUUCGGAACAAUUACUAGUGCUAAAAUCAUGUCAGAAAAUGGUCGAUCGAAAGGCUUUGGUUUCGUAUGUUUCAGUGCACCAGAUGAAGCAACAAAAGCUGUAACAGAAAUGAAUGGUUCAAUUGUUGGUACGAAACCACUUUACGUUGCAUUAGCUCAACGUAAAGAAGAACGUCGAAUGCACUUAACAAAUCAACAUAUGCAACGAAUUGCUACAUCACGUGUUCCACCACAAAUGCAAUUACCAUUUCCCAAUGGAAUGGGUGGUAUGAUGUCCUAUUUACCAACACCAAUGGGUCCAUCACAACCACGAAACUUCUUCCCACCAACAGCUAUGCCAACUUAUCGACCAGCCCAACCACGUUGGUCAUCAACUGCAACUGCCGGUGGUAUGAGACCACAAGGAGGUCCUCAAAUGAUUGGCAUGCAAAUGCAACAAUCAGCUAUGGCUGCUCAACGAUCAGCUGCUAUGGCUAAUGCUGCAUCUCGUCAAGGUAUGCCAAUGGGAAAUCGACCAACACCAGCACCAGGACAAAUGAUGGGAGCUAAUUCUAUUCGACCACAAGGCGGUGUACAACAACAACCAGCAACAGCUUAUACACGUACAGCACGAAAUAUGCCACCUAACAAUCCUGGUGGAUUCGGAAAUUCAAUUGUUGUUGCUGGACAAGAACCAUUAACACCAGCUGCACUUGCUAAUGCAACACCACAAGAACAAAAACAAAUGUUAGGUGAACGUUUAUUUCCAUUAAUUCAACAUAUGCAACCUGACUUAGCUGGUAAAAUAACUGGUAUGCUUCUUGAAAUUGAUAAUACUGAACUUCUUCAUAUGCUCGAAUCACGUGAAUCACUCAAAGCUAAAGUUGAAGAAGCUAUCGCCGUACUUCAAGCUCAUCAAGCUAAACAACUUUAUGCAGCUAAACAAGCCGCAACUAACUCAGCUGCUUCAUAA
This is a messenger RNA of Adineta steineri, 1911 nucleotides long. The record is from the annotation of a GenBank genome assembly. Lineage: Eukaryota; Metazoa; Rotifera; Eurotatoria; Adinetida; Adinetidae.